Molecule: messenger RNA, 9767 nt
Organism: Betta splendens (Siamese fighting fish)
Lineage: Eukaryota; Metazoa; Chordata; Actinopteri; Anabantiformes; Osphronemidae
Gene: itpr1b
Product: inositol 1,4,5-trisphosphate receptor, type 1b
Exons: 64
Coding region: 292-8685 (2797 amino acids)
Biological process (GO): calcium ion transmembrane transport
Cellular component (GO): membrane; endoplasmic reticulum
Molecular function (GO): inositol 1,4,5 trisphosphate binding; inositol 1,4,5-trisphosphate-gated calcium channel activity
Source: RefSeq, a predicted model, not a curated record
UGUUUCCUAGCCGGCACAUAUGUGGAAUAUUUGUCGAGACGGAUAAAUAACGUAAUAUAUUUUGACUCGGAGUCGCACGGAGCGAGAUGUAAACUUUAUUACGUUAUGUCACGGCAGCACGGAGUAGUGUUGGACUUCUGAAUCUGGAUAAUUAUGACCUAUUUAAAUUACAACCGUAGAAAAGAUUUAACGGAUGUUUAAUAUGUGUGUACUACUUCAGUAACCCUUUUCUUUGGUGCAAAUAUAAGCACACAAUUAUAGCGAAGUAGCUGUUGUCAAGCCCGAGGAACCAUGUCGGACAAGAUGUCUAGUUUCCUCCAUAUUGGGGACAUUUGUUCCCUGUAUGCAGAAGGAACCACCUGUGGGUUUAUCAGCACCUUAGGGCUUGUGGAUGAUCGCUGUGUGGUACAGCCAGACACAGGUGACCUCAACAACCCACCCAAGAAAUUCAGAGACUGCCUUUUCAAACUGUGUCCUAUGAACAGAUAUUCAGCACAGAAACAGUUCUGGAAGGCAGCAAAGCCUGGGGGCAACAGCACCACUGACACAGUCCUCCUCAACAAACUCCAUCAUGCCGCUGACCUGGAGAAGAAGCAGAAUGAGUCUGAAAACCGCAAACUGCUGGGAACAGUCAUCCAGUAUGGAAAUGUCAUUCAGUUGCUUCACUUAAAAAGCAAUAAAUACCUGACUGUGAACAAGCGCCUACCUGCACUUUUGGAGAAGAACGCCAUGAGAGUGACUCUGGACUCAGCGGGAAACGAGGGAUCCUGGUUCUAUAUCCAGCCUUUCUACAAGCUACGAUCCCUGGGAGACAGUGUGGUGAUUGGUGAUAAAGUGGUCCUUAAUCCUGUGAAUGCUGGACAGCCUCUACAUGCCAGCAGCCACCAGCUGGUUGACAACCCAGGAUGCAAUGAGGUUAAUUCUGUAAACUGCAACACAAGCUGGAAAGUUGUUCUUUUCAUGAAGUGGAGUGACAAUAAGGAAACGAUUCUCAAAGGGGGUGAUGUGGUGCGGUUGUUCCAUGCAGAGCAGGAAAAGUUUCUCACGUGUGACGACUACAGGAAGAAGCAGUAUGUUUUUCUUCGAACCACUGGCCGACAGUCUGCCACUUCUGCCACCAGCAGCAAAGCACUGUGGGAAGUAGAGGUGGUCCAUCAUGACCCAUGUAGGGGAGGUGCAGGAUAUUGGAACAGCUUGUUCCGAUUUAAACACUUGGCCACUGGAUGUUAUUUGGCUGCUGAAGUUGGUGAGGUGAACCCAGACUUUGAGGAAGAGAGUGUUGAGCAGCGGUCCUCUGUGGCGGACUUUGCGCCCUUUAAUUUUCAGCUUGAUGCAGAUAAUGAUGCUUUGCGAGGUCGUCUAAGAGCUCCACAAGAAAAAAUCAUGUACACACUGGUGCCAGUUCCUGACGGCAUGGACAUCUCCUCCAUCUUUGAGCUGGACCCUACAACUCUGAGAGGAGGGGACUCCAUGGUGCCCAGGAGCUCCUAUGUGAGGCUAAGACACUUGUGCACCAACACAUGGGUCCAUAGUACCAACAACCCCAUCGACAAAGAAGAGGAGAAGCCUGUUAUGUUACAGAUUGGAACAUCAGCAGUAAAAGAAGAUAAAGAAGCUUUUGCAAUUGUACCAGUGCCUCCAGCAGAAGUGCGUGAUUUAGACUUCGCUAAUGAUGCAAGUAAAGUGUUAGCAUCCAUUGCUGGCAAGCUGGAAAAGGGAACUAUUACACAAAAUGAAAGGAGGUUUGUGACCAAGCUUCUUGAAGAUCUGAUCUUCUUUGUGGUAGAUAUUCCCAACAGCGGACAGGAUGUGUUGGAGAUCAUGGUUAACAAACCCAGCAGGGAAAGACAGAAGCUCAUGAGAGAGCAGAACAUACUGAAACAGAUUUUCAAACUUCUCCAAGCCCCUUUCACAGACAGUGGUGAUGGUCCCAUGCUGCGGCUGGAGGAGCUUGGAGACCAGCGUCAUGCUCCAUUCAGACAUAUUUGCAGGCUUUGUUACAGAGUGCUUCGUCAUUCCCAGCAGGAUUACAGAAAGAACCAGGAAUACAUAGCCAAACAAUUCCGCUUCAUGCAAAAACAGAUAGGAUAUGAUGUGCUGGCAGAAGACACAAUUACAGCGCUGCUUCACAACAACCGCAAGCUGCUGGAGAAACACAUCACUGCUGCUGAGAUAGACACAUUUGUCACACUGGUGAGGAAGAAUCGAGAGCCAAGGUUUCUGGACUACCUCUCAGAUCUCUGCGUUUCCAUGAACAAGUCCAUCCCUGUGACACAGGAGCUCAUCUGUAAUGCAGUGCUGGAUCCCACCAAUGCGGACAUCCUCAUUGAAACCAAAUUAGUCCUUUCCAGGUUUGAGAUUGAGACCACAGCAAAUGGUGAGAAUCCAGUGGAGGCUGAGGAUGAAGAGGAGGUCUGGUUGUUCUGGAAAGACAACUGUAAGGACAUCCGAAGUAAGAGCAUCAGGGAGUUGGCCCUGGAUGCAAAAGAGGGCCAGAAGGAGGACCUGGAGGUGGUCAGCUACUACAGAUGCCAGCUAAACCUCUUUGCACGGAUGUGUCUGGACCGUCAGUAUCUGGCAAUCAACAAAAUCUCUGGGCAGCUGGAUGUGGAUUUGAUCCUGCGCUGCAUGUCUGAUGAGGAACUUCCCUAUGACCUGCGAGCGUCUUUCUGCCGCCUCAUGUUGCACAUGCAUGUGGACCGUGACCCACAAGAGCCAGUCACACCUGUCAAAUAUGCUCGACUUUGGUCUGAAAUCCCAUCAAAGAUUGCUAUUGAUGACUACGAUAAUGAUGGAACCACCAGAGAUGAGAUUAAAGAGCGUUUCUGCCUCACAAUGGAUUUUGUGGAGAAUUACCUGAGAGAGGUGGUAUCGCAGAACAUUCCCUUCUCUGACAAGGAGAAAAACAAGCUUACCUUUGAGGUAGUGAACCUUGCGAGGAACCUCAUAUACUUUGGUUUCUACAACUUUAGUGACCUGCUUCGACUGACAAAGAUUUUACUGAACAUUUUAGACUGUGUACAUGUCAGUACCAUUUAUCCCAUUAACAAGAUGGAGAAGGGAGACGAAAACAAAACUGGUAGUAAUGUGAUGAAGUCCAUCCAUGGAGUCGGGGAGCUAAUGACCCAAGUUGUGCUGCGAGGAGGUGGCCUGUUGCCCACCACACCAGCUAAUCAGCCAGAGGGAGAUGUGGCCAAGACACAGACUGAGCCAGAGAGAGAAGAUAUAAUGGUCAUGGACACAAAGCUUAAAAUCAUUGAGAUUCUGCAGUUUAUUCUAAAUGUCCGACUGGACUACAGGAUCUCAUGUCUUCUCUGUAUUUUCAAACGUGAGUUUGAUGAGAACAACCCUCAAGGAGACAACAGUGCCAAUCAGAAUGGAUCCAAUAAUGUCACAGGUGCAAUACCAGGUAAUCUUGAUUUUGAGAACAUUGAAGAACAGGCAGAGGGGAUCUUCGGAGGAAGUGAGGAAAAUACUCCACUGGACCUAGAUGACCACGGUGGUCGCACCUUCCUAAGGGUUCUACUACACCUGACCAUGCAUGACUACCCUCCUCUUGUGUCUGGAGCACUACACCUGCUCUUUAGACACUUCAGUCAGAGGCAGGAGGUCCUCAUGGCCUUCAAACAAGUCCAGCUGCUGGUCACAAGUCAGGAUGUUGAUAACUACAAACAGAUCAAGGCCGACCUGGACCAGCUGCGUUCUAUUGUGGAAAAGUCUGAACUGUGGGUUUAUAAGAGGCAAGGAGAAGAUGGGAUGGAUGGAGAUGGUAUGGAGACUGAUAGCAAGAAGAAGGGGGAUUCCCUCGGUUCGGACAAAACGUCAGAAAGCACCAGUUGUUAUAACUACAGGGUUGUAAAAGAGAUUCUACUGCGCCUCAGUAAGCUGUGUGUCCAGGAAGGAAGCUCAGGGAAGAAGAAUAAGAAACAGCAGCAGAGGCUGCUGAGGAACAUGGGAGCUCACAGUGUGGUGCUGGAGCUCCUACAGAUCCCCUAUGAGAAGGGUGAAGAUAUACUGAUGCAAGAGAUCAUGAAACUGGCUCAUGAGUUUCUGCAGAAUUUCUGUGCAGGGAACCAGCAGAACCAGGCUCUUCUCCACAAACAUAUCAACUUGUUUCUUAACCCAGGGAUCCUAGAGGCUGUCACCAUGCAGCACAUCUUCAUGAAUAACUUCCAGCUGUGCAGUGAGAUCAACGAGCGUGUUGUUCAGCACUUUGUCCACUGCACCGAGUCCCACGGUCGACAUGUCCAGUACCUCAAGUUCCUGCAGACCAUUGUGAAAGCCGAGAACAAGUUCAUCAAGAAGUGUCAAGACAUUGUGAUGGCUGAGCUGGUGAACUCAGGGGAGGAUGUUCUGGUUUUCUACAAUGAUCGCGCCUCCUUCCAGACCUUGGUCCAGAUGAUGCGUUCAGAACGGGACCGCAUGGAUGAGAACAGCCCACUAAUGUACCACAUUCACCUGGUUGAACUGCUGGCUGUCUGCACGGAGGGCAAGAAUGUCUAUACUGAAAUCAAGUGUAACUCACUGCUGCCUCUGGAUGAUAUUGUGCGUGUUGUCACCCAUGAAGACUGUAUCCCUGAGGUUAAGAUUGCCUAUAUCAACUUCCUUAACCACUGCUACGUUGACACAGAGGUAGAAAUGAAGGAGAUCUAUACAUCCAACCAUAUGUGGAAGCUGUUUGAGAACUUCCUGGUAGACAUUUGUAGGGUGUGCAACAACACCAGCGACAGGAAGCAUGCAGAUACCGUACUGGAGCGUUAUGUAACCGAGACGGUCAUGAGCAUUGUCACGUGUUUCUUCAGCUCUCCUUUCUCUGACCAGAGCACUAGCCUGCAGCUUGCUCAUCGCGUGUAUGCUGCCAUUCUUGGAAAGAUAACUGAGACUCGUCAGCCAGUAUUUGUACAACUGCUUCAGGGAGUGUUCAGGGUUUACCACUGUAACUGGCUUAACCCUGUUCAGAAGGCCUCAGUGGAGGCUUGCAUUAAAGUACUGUCAGACGUUGCUAAAAGCAGAGCUAUUGCUAUACCAGUGGACUUGGACAGUCAGGUAAACAACCUGUUUGUUAAGUCCAAUAAUGUUGUGCAGAAGAGCAUCCUCAACUGGAGACUAUCAGCCAAGAACACUUCCAGACGAGACUCUGGCCUGACUACGUCAAAAGAUUACAGAAACAUCAUUGAGAGACUACAGGAUAUAGUGUCGGCGUUGGAGGACCGCCUUAGGCCGCUGGUCCAGGCUGAACUCUCAGUCCUGGUGGACGUCCUGCACCGUCCAGAGCUGCUCUUCCCCGAGAACACAGAAGCUCGAAAGAAAUGUGAGAGCGGAGGAUUCAUAUCAAAACUAAUAAAACACACCAAACAGUUGCUGGAGGAGAAUGAAGAGCGUCUGUGCAUCAAAGUACUUCAGACCCUUAGAGAAAUGAUGACUAAGGAUCGCGGAUAUGGGGAGAAGCUUAUUGCCUUUGAUGAUGAAAUGGAUGUUGCUGAGCUGGCACCUCCAGUCGAGCCUGACGUCCCCGCUGAGGAGCUUGAUCCAAACCAGCCACAGAAGCAACUGGAGGAUCAAAGGAGGGGAGAGGUUCUGCGGCAGAUCCUUGUCAAUCGGUACUAUGGCAAUGUCAAACCCGGUCAGAGGAGAGAGAGCCUCACAACCUUCAGCAACGGUCCGCUCACUGCUGGAGCACAGGGAAAAGCACCUACAGUUGUCAGCUCCGGGGUCGGGGGUCGAGGUGAGCUGAGUUUGGCCGAGGUCCAGUGCCACCUGGACAAAGAAGGCGCCUCAGACCUGGUCAUUGACCUCAUCAUGAACGCUACCAGCGACCGGAUUUUCCAGGAGAGUAUAUUGUUGGCCAUUGCGCUGCUGGAAGGCGGAAACACAGUCAUCCAGAGAUCAUUCUACCAUCGCUUGACGGGAGACAACAAGUCUGAGAAAUUCUUCAAGGUAUUUUAUGAACGCAUGAAGCUGGCCCAGCAGGAGAUUAAAGCGACUGUGACUGUAAACACUAGCGACCUGGGCAGCAAGAAGAAGGACGAGGAGCCCCCAGACAAAGAAACACCGGCGCGCAAAAAAGUCAAAGACUUGCCGGUGGUGGCCGUGGUGACGGAGGAGGUGAAGGAGCAGCUAAUGGAGGCCUCCGCCGUCACCAAGAAGGCGUUCACAACCUACCGCCGCGAGGUCGACGCCGAGGAGCACCAAGCGGCCGCCGAUGGCUCUCCGGCGCCGACGAGCGAUAAGGGUCAGGAGGAAGGCGAGAUGAGCGUCAUCAUCACCAUCAUGCAGCCCAUCCUACGCCUCAUGCAGCUCCUCUGUGAGAACCACAACAGGGACCUGCAGAAUUUUCUGCGCAACCAGAAUAACAAGAACAACUACAAUCUGGUUUGCGAGACUCUCCAGUUCCUGGACUGCAUUUGUGGCAGUACGACAGGAGGUCUGGGCCUUCUGGGACUUUAUAUCAAUGAGAAAAAUGUAGGGCUCAUUAACCAGACUGUGGAGAGCCUGACCGAGUACUGCCAGGGUCCCUGUCAUGAGAACCAGAACUGCAUCGCCACUCAUGAGUGCAACGGCAUUGAUAUAAUCAUCGCACUCAUCCUCAAUGACAUCAACCCCCUUGGCAGGAAGAGAAUGGAUCUGGUGCUAGAACUCAAAAACAAUGCUUCCAAGCUGCUUCUUGCAAUUAUGGAGAGUCGGCAUGACAGCGAGAAUGCUGAGAGAAUACUGUACAACAUGAGGCCUAAGGAGCUGGUGGAAGUGAUCAAAAAGGCCUAUAUGCAGGGGGAGAUAGAGGUGGAGGAGCCGCAUGAAGGGGAGGACGGGGAGGAGGAGCACUCGGCAUCACCACGCAACGUUGGUCAUAACAUUUACAUCCUGGCACAUCAAUUGGCCCGUCACAACAAGGAGCUCCAGGCUAUGUUGAAGCCAGGGGGGGUGUAUGGAGAGGGCGACGAGGCGCUGGAGUUUUAUGCCAAACACACGGCUCAGAUCGAGAUCAUACGACUCGAUCGCACCAUGGAGCAGAUAGUCUUUCCUGUGCCCAACAUCUGCGAGUUCCUCACCCAAGAAUCCAAGUUGCGGGUCUAUUACACCACAGAGCGCGACGAGCAGGGCAGCAAGAUCAAUGACUUUUUCCUUCGCUCUGAAGACCUCUUCAAUGAGAUGAACUGGCAGAAGAAGCUGCGAGGUACUCAAGAGGCUACUGGUACCACAAACACCGUUCCCUCCCAGCCCAUCCUGUACUGGUGCUCGAGGAACAUGUCCUUCUGGAGCAGCAUCUCUUUCAACCUGGCUGUGCUCAUGAACCUGCUCGUGGCCUUCUUCUACCCUCUGGAAGGCGUCCGCGGAGGUACCCUGGAGCCACAUCUGUCUGCCCUGCUGUGGGUGGCCAUGCUCGUGUCUCUGGCUAUUGUCAUCGUCUUGCCUCAGCCCCACGGCAUCCGGGCACUCAUUGCCUCCACCAUCCUACGCCUGAUCUUCUCUGUGGGACUGGAGCCCACCUUGCUGCUGCUGGGGGGUUUCAAUUUAUGUAAUAAGGUCAUCUUUCUGAUGAGCUUCGUUGGGAAUCGAGGAACCUUCACUCGAGGCUACAAGGCCAUGAUCAUGGAUGUGGAGUUUCUGUACCACUUGCUCUACCUGAUCAUCUGCAGCCUGGGGGUUUUUGUACACGUCUUCUUCUACAGCUUACUGCUCUUUGAUCUGGUUUAUCGAGAGGAGACCCUGCUGAACGUAAUAAAGAGUGUGACCCGCAAUGGCCGCUCCAUUGUCCUCACAGCCGUGCUGGCCCUCAUCCUUGUCUACCUCUUCUCCAUUGUGGGCUAUAUCUUUUUCAAAGACGAUUUCAUUUUGACUGUUGACAGGAUCCCCAACAAAACACUAGAGCAUGGAGCCAGUAUGGUGGGAGAGUUCUUCUCUGGGGGAGUUUGUCAGAAAGAAAAUGGAGAGAACUGUUCAGCAGAGGCCAUGAUCGAUGCGUCCCUCGCCAUCCAGCCAUCAGCAGUGGUGAUCGAGGACAAAGAGCGAACGUGUGACUCCCUGCUCAUGUGCAUUGUCACAGUACUGAGUCAUGGCCUCAGGAGUGGAGGAGGUGUUGGAGACGUCCUGCGGAAGCCAUCCAAAGAGGAGCCCCUUUUCGCAGCCAGGGUGAUCUACGACCUGCUGUUCUUCUUCAUGGUUAUCAUCAUUGUCCUCAACCUCAUCUUUGGUGUCAUCAUCGAUACGUUCGCUGACCUGAGGAGCGAGAAACAGAAGAAGGAGGAGAUCCUGAAGACGACAUGUUUUAUUUGUGGUUUGGAGAGAGAUAAGUUUGACAAUAAGACGGUUACCUUUGAAGAGCACAUCAAAGUGGAGCACAACAUGUGGCACUACCUGUUCUUCAUCGUCCUGGUGAAGGUCAAGGACUCGACGGAGUACACGGGUCCGGAGAGCUACGUGGCGGAAAUGAUCAGAGAACACAACCUGGAUUGGUUCCCACGCAUGCGGGCCAUGUCGCUGGUCAGCAGCGACGCGGACGGGGAGCAGAACGAGAUCCGGAGCCUGCAGGAGAAGCUGGAGUCCACCAUGAAGCUGGUGUCCAAUCUGUCGGGCCAGUUGACCGAGCUCAAAGAACAGAUGACGGAGCAGAGGAAGCAGAAGCAGCGGAUUGGCCUCCUGGGACACCCUCAGCACAUGAAUGUCAACCCCCAGCAGCCUGCAUAAGGUCAACUGACUCAGCCCUGUGUGUAGGGAGCACGCACCUCGCUCCGAGGCUGCACUUACUGCAUAUGUACUGCACUUAGAGUAAGUGUGACUUCCACGGUAGGGGACCUGUAACAUAGGUAGUCAUAAGACGAUGUGUAGCUCUACCCCACACACACACACGUUACUCCAAACCGUAACACUCACCCACCUCGUCCCGGCUCGGUUCCACUCUGUCCAGUUAGAAUUUGUGCCAAAAUGUUUUAUACGCAGGAAAAAUGGGAUUUCUCAACACAUGGCCUUGAAAAGUGGUGAAGCUGCCUGGACAGGAGGAACUGGCCCCAUUUAGAUUUUCAUUUUUUAUUUAUUUAUUUAUUUGUUUUCUAUUUAUACUUCUUGCAUAAUGGGCAGUAUUAAAUGUCUUAUUUUUGUAUGUUGUGCAAUAUAUUAUCUUAAAUAUGCAACCCCAUCGUUGUGUGGAUUUAAGUUUCAUGAAUCAUGACUAAUUUAAAAGUGUGGGCCAAUAUUUUUGUUUGUAACUUAUCGUCACUGGUUUAAAAUAGGAUGUAUUUACUUAUGCAGAUAUAUAGAGGUACUGUUACAUUUAAGAAGCUGGCCCCCUGCAUUUGACUUUUUUUGUCAUGGAAAUGUGUGACCUUUUUAAGUGUCCGCUGCCCUCAGUAGAAAUAGUAUAUUGUGACAGCAAUAUAUACAGAUCAUUUUCUUUCCCUUAUGUAAAUCAAACGGUGUCAUAUCUCAUUUUAUAAUAAUUCUGCUUUCCUAUUUAUUUUGGUUCUAAAUAAACAUUUAGACAUUUUAACUUGUCAGAUAUACUGUAUUAUUUCACCUGUGCUGUUACAAUUUCCACACCAAUUAACUUCAUUAAGCAUUAGCCCAAUGUCUCCUGUUUUGCAGUAGACCUGUUCCAUUUGUGCCUGGUACAUCCCCAUUUAAAGUCUAAUAAUGCUGCUUGUGCAGAGUCAAUACCUUUUACAAUCUUGCUCACUAAAAUGUAUUAGUUCGUUUAUGAAUUCAAAAAUUUAAGCUGUCAAUUUGUAUAUUAAAGUAGAAUUAUUUAUUAAAAUUGAUGUAAUCAUCCUUUA